This is a messenger RNA of Nicotiana tabacum (common tobacco), 8802 nucleotides long. The record is from RefSeq and is a predicted model, not a curated record. Lineage: Eukaryota; Viridiplantae; Streptophyta; Magnoliopsida; Solanales; Solanaceae.
UCUUUUCUUUGGUAGCGGUUUGUACUGGUACAUAUUCUGGUUUUUCCUUCGUGACAAAGAAAUCCAUCUUUUGCGUUUCCUUUAUUUUUGGGCACAAUGUGUGUAAAACAGAAUUGAGGUGAUUUAUUUUGGAUAAUCUGAGUUAAGAGCUAGCUAGGGAUGGAAGGGGUUUCUUCUUCUACUAGUACUAGUACUAAUAAGAAGAAGAGAGCAUGGCCUAAAGAUGACUUUAUUGAUUUGGUCUUCUCGUGGUCUAUCGAAAAUAUUUUUGAUGACACUCUGUAUGAAAAUCAGGUGGAGAAGAUUCCAGAAUCAUUUGAAUCAGUGGAGCAUUACUUGGGUUCAUUUUUCUUCCUUUUACUGGAAGAAACACGAGCAGAUAUUGCUGCUUCCUUGGAGGUCAUAGACAAAGCACCUUUUGCCGAAUAAAUCUCCUUUGAUGAAGUAAAACCACAUGGCACAUUACUUUUUGAUGUUAAGGUUGAUUACUGGAGGCAUAUAUUCAGUGAUGGGAAAGAGCCUUACAGAACAUUACCUGGAGAUAUUGUUAUUAUCUCAGAUGCUAAACCUGAAACUGCUUCUGACCUGCAGCGACUUGGAUGGAAUUGGACCUUUGCAUCUGUAACUAAUAUCAGUGACAAUGAGAACGAUGAUUUAAAUGCAUCCACUAAUUUUAAAGUCAAAGUUGCUAGAGAUAUUGGAAUUUAUAAGGGAGUGCAAAAAUCAUUUUAUAUAGUGUUUUUGAUAAAUUCGAUACCAAAUAAGAGAGUAUGGAAUGCGCUGGGAAUGAGAAACAAUUUGGACAUUAUUGAGAAAGUUCUGUGCAGCGGGCAUGCGAAACAGCGCGAGAAUAAAUGUGAUGUUUGUUCUACAUCCAUUAAUGAUGGACCAGCUGGAGAAGUUGUUAACAGUCUGUUGACUACGCUGAAUGUUUCUCAGGCUAAUGCAAUCUUGACCUCUCUUGAUACAUUGAAAUGUUGCCACAAGCCUUCCAUUGAACUCAUAUGGGGUCCACCUGGUACAGGAAAGACUAAGACUACAAGUGUCAUGCUCUUCAUACUGUUGAGAAUGAAGUAUAGAACUCUUACUUGUGCCCCAACAAAUGUAGCAAUAACACAAGUAGCUUCUCGGUUGGUUAAACUGGUCAGAGAGUCAUUAAAAAAUCAUUCUGCAGAAAUGGAUAUCGUUUGUCCUUUGGGUGAUAUUCUCUUGGUUGGGAAUAAGGACCGGCUAAAAGUUGGUCACUAUAUUGAGGAGAUUUACCUUGAUUAUCGUGUCGAUAGGCUGGUGGAAUGCCUGGGACCACUGACUGGCUGGAAACACUGUAUAAGUUCCAUGAGUGGAUUUCUAGAAGAUUGUGUUUCUCAGUACCACAUCUACGUGGAGAAUGAGUUGAUCAAACUGAAGGAACUUGCUGACCAAGAGGAAGCACAAAAAGAAAAAGCAAAAAUCAGCUCAUUGAUUGAUUUUGCUAGAUCUCGGUUUAAUUCUACAGCAUCAUCUUUGAGAAGAUGCAUGUUUGUAUUCUGUACCCAUCUACCGGUAUGUUUUAUUCAAGAGGAGAACUUUGAAAGAAUGGUGCGCCUUAUCUCCCUACUUGAUUGUUUGGAGGGAAUGUUAUUUAAAGAGAAUGUUGGUUCUAAAGAACUGGAAGAGCUAUUUUCAUCUCAGCAAACAAUUGAAGUCUCUUCUGAGGCCGUUUUGGAUGAGUUUUCUUUACGUUGUUUAAGAAGCCAGUGCCUUGGUCUUCUAAAAGAUGUUCGCCAAUCACUUGGAAAACUGAGUCUUCCUAGUGCUAUGAGUAAGGAGUCGAUUAAGGAGUUCUGUUUCCAAGUGGCUUACUUGGUAUUGUGCACUGCUUCUAGUUCAUAUAAGCUUCAUUCACUGGAUAUCAAGCCAUUUGACUUAUUAGUCGUUGAUGAAGCCGCCCAAUUGAAGGAGUGUGAAUCUGUCAUACCAUUCCAACUUCAAGGUCUGACGCAUACUGUUUUGGUGGGCGAUGAGUGUCAACUGCCGGCAACAGUUAAGAGUCGAGUUUCUGAAGAAGCUGGCUUUGGAAGGAGCCUUUUUGAAAGACUCAGUUCACUGGGACAUUUUAAACACCUGCUUAACAUACAGUACCGGAUGCAUCCAUCAAUUAGCCAAUUUCCAAAUUCAAGUUUCUAUCAUAAUCAAAUUCAUGAUGCCCCUGAUGUAAGGCAUAAAACGUAUGAGAAAAGAUAUCUUCCGGGAAGGUGUUUUGGUCCAUAUUCCUUUAUAAAUGUUCCAUUGGGUAAAGAAGAACUAGAUGAUGUUGGACAUAGUCGAAGAAAUAUGGUUGAAGUGGCUUUAGGAUGAAGAUAGUGCAUAACUUGUUCAAAGUUUGGAGUGGCUCCAGGAAGAAACUCAGCAUUGGUGUUAUAUCACCUUAUUCUGCACAAAUUUUGGCCAUACAAGGUAAACUUGGGCAGAAUUAUGAUAACCUGGAGGGUUUUGAAGUUAAGGUGAAGUCAAUAGAUGGAUUUCAGGGAGGGGAGGAAGAUAUAGUAAUAUUAUCUACUGUGAGAUCUAAUCGUGGUGGAUCGAUCGGUUUCUUGUCUAGCUUUCAAAGGACUAAUGUUGCUUUGACCAGGGCUCGGCACUGUCUUUGGAUUCUUGGCAAUGAACAAACGUUACUUGAGAGCAACUCUGUUUGGCAAGCAUUAGUUCUUGACGCCAAGAGUCGUCAGUGCUUCUUUCAUGCUUCAGAAGACAAUGACAUGAGGACAACAAUUUUAAAUGUUAAGAAAGAAUAUGAUCAGCUGGACGAUUUACUUAAUCCAGAGAGUAUUCUGUUCAAAUCUCAAAGAUGGAAGGUACUCUUCAGUGACAAUUUUAGAAAAUCCUUUGUAAAGCUGGCAUCCUCCCGCCUGAGGAUGUCUGUGAUAAAUCUUCUAGUUAAGCUGGCUAGUGGAUGGCGUCCCAAGAAAAGGAAUGCGGACUCAAUUUCCGAGAGUUCAUCUAAAAUUGUAAAACAAUUUAAGGUUGAAGGGCGAUAUGUCGUUUGCACGGUUGAUAUUCAGAAAGAGUCCACCUAUACUCAAGUGCUGAGGGUUUGGGAUAUUUUGCCCUUGGAGGAGGUCACAAAAUUGUCAAGGCGCCUUGAUAUCAUAUCUUCAAUGUACACUGAUGAAUUCAUCAGUCUUUGUAAGGAAAAGUGUCUUGAGGGGGACUUGGAAGUUCCAAAGAGUUGGAAGCUCUAUCGUGAUAUCAUUCAGUACAAACGUGUUACUGCGAGCGAAUUGAAUAAUGAAACAACUGGUGCAAUAGAUGGUAGAAGUUAUGUUGAAAAUUCAAGAGUCAGUGAAAGCUUAUUACUAAUGAAAUUUUACUCUUUAUCGUCUGGUGUUGUCAACCAUUUGCUCUCUAAUCACCAUGGUGAAGAAUUAGAUCUCCCUUUUGAAGUUACUAAUGAAGAGAGGGAGAUAAUCCAAUUUAGUAGAAGCAGUUUCAUCCUUGGUCGCUCAGGCACAGGAAAAACAACAGUUUUGACCAUGAAGUUAUUGCAAAAGGAACAACAACACCACAAUGCUGUCGAAGGAUUAAAGGAAAAACAAGAUGCCAGUCAGCGUGCAGAGGAAAUAGGAUUUAGACGACAUGAGGAAAAUGAGGAGGAUACCUUGCGCCAGCUUUUCGUAACAGUUAGUCCUAAACUUUGUUACGCCGUCAAACAACAAAUCUCUCAGCUGAAAAGCUUCAUUUGUGGCAAAAGUUUCUCAGCUGAAAGCAGCUUGCGCGAAACUGAUGAUUUGGAUGGAACGUCACAGUUUAGAGAUAUACCGGACUCUUUUAUUGACAUCCCGUACGUGAAGUACCCUCUUGUGAUCACAUUUCGUAAGUUCCUAAUGAUGCUUGAUGGAACUAUAGGUCAUUCCUAUUUUGAUAGGUUCCAUUUGAAGUGGGAGCUUUCCGAAGACAAAAGUUUGAGGUCAAUCACUUUGCAAACUUUCAUAAGAGAGAAGGAGGUCAAUUAUGAUCGCUUUUGUAGUUUGUAUUGGCCUCACUUCAGUACUCAUUUGACCAAGAAUCUUGAUUCUUCAAGGGUGUUUACCGAAAUACUUUCUUAUAUAAAAGGGGGGCUGAAAGCAGGGGACUUUCCUGACGGGAAACUCAGCAAAGAGACUUAUAUUUCAAUGUCAGAAUAUCGGGUCUCUACUGUAAGUGCAGAACAAAGAGAGAGAAUAUAUAGUAUUUUCCAGGAUUAUGAAAAAAUGAAGAUCGAGAGUGGUGAAUACGAUUUAGCUGAUUUAGUUAAUGAUCUUCAUCUUCGGCUAAAAUUUCAGUAUCUGGAUGGGGACAAGAUUGAUUUUGUAUAUAUUGAUGAAGUUCAAGAUCUCACUAUGAGACAAAUAGCUCUUUUCAAAUAUAUUUGUAGAAAUGUUGAUGAAGGCUUUGUAUUCUCUGGUGAUACAGCACAGACAAUUGCUAGGGGGAUAGAUUUUAGGUUUGAAGACAUUAGGAAUCUAUUCUACAAUGAUUUUGUUAUGGAAUCAAAGGGUGAUGAAGUUGUCGGAAGAAGAGAUAAAGGACAUCUAUCACGUGUUUUUCAGUUGAUUCAGAACUUCCGGACACAUGCUGGUGUGCUCAAGCUAGCACAGAGUGUAAUUGAUCUGCUUUGUCAUUAUUUCCCUCAGUCUGUUGAUUUCUUGAAACCUGAGACUAGUCUUAUAUAUGGUGAGGCUCCCGUGUUGCUCAAGCCUGGAGCUGAUGAAAAUGCAAUUAUAACUAUUUUUGGGAAUAGUGGGAGUAUUGGAGGGAAAAUAAUAGGUUUUGGUGCAGAGCAGGUCAUACUAGUGCGGGAUGAAUCUGCUAAGAAGGAAAUCUCAGGUUGUAUCGGAAGGCAAGCUCUUAUUUUGACCAUUGUUGAAUGCAAAGGCUUGGAGUUUCAGGACGUGCUGCUUUACAAUUUUUUUGGGUCAUCGCCGCUUAGAAAUCAGUGGAGAGUGGUAUAUGAGUUCAUGAAAGAACAAGGUUUACUGGAUUUAUCCUUCCCAAGUUUCUGUGAAGCAAGACAUAAUGUCUUGUGCUCUGAAUUAAAGCAGCUUUAUGUAGCUAUAACUCGAACUAGGCAAAGGUUAUGGAUUUGUGAAAAUAUAGAGGAAUUUUCCAAGCCUAUAUUUGACUAUUGGAGGAGGUUGUGUCUAGUGGAAACAAGGGAGAUAGAUGAUUCACUUGCACAAGCUAUGCGAAGUUCCAGCAGUCCAGAGGAGUGGAAGUCAAGGGGAGUGAAGCUCUUUUGGGAGAAAAACUAUGAGAUGGCAAUUAUGUGUUUUGAAAAAGCAGGAGAAAAGAAUUGGGAGAAAAGGGCAAAGGCGGCUGGAUUCAGGGCAGCUGCUGAACGAAUUCGUGAUUCAAAUCCCAAAGAGGCUUUCACCUACCUACGUGAGGCUGCUGAAAUAUUCGAUUCUAUUGGAAGAUUUGAGUCUGCAGCUGAAUGUUUUUAUGACUUGAGGGAGUAUGAAAGAGCAGGUAAAAUUUAUUUGGAGAAGUGUGGAAAACCUGAACUGGCAAAAGCUGCUGAGUGUUUUACACUGGCUGGAUGCUAUGAGCAGGCAGCAGGAGUUUAUGCAAAAGGCAAUUAUUUCGCUGAGUGCUUGUUAGUUUGCACGAAAGGAAAAUGUUUCGACUUGGGUUUGAAAUAUGUUGAGUACUGGAAGCAAUAUGCUGGCAAGGGCAAUACUGCAGGGAAAGAAGCUCCUGGAAUUGACAAAAUUGAGAUGGAGUUCCUGGAGAAUUGUGCAUUUAAUUAUUGUGAGCUCAACGACAGAGAAUCCAUGAUGAAAUUUGUUAAAGCAUUCCCUUCAAUGGAUAUGAAACGCAAAUUUUUGAAGUCUCGGGAGUGUCUUGAUGAGCUGCUGUUGUUAGAAGAAGAAUUAGGAAACUUCACUGAAGCUGCAGAAAUUGCAUGGCUGGAAGGAAAUAUUCUUCGUGAAGCGGAUUUAAUUGGGAAGGCACGGGAUUUUGACAAGGCAUCUUCACUCAUCCUUUUAUAUGUUCUCUCUAACUCCCUAUGGGUGCCAGGAAGUAAAGGUUGGCCUCCAAAGUCAUUCACACAAAAGGAGGAACUUCUGCAAAGGUUAAUCUCAUUUGCGAGGCGUGGCUCCAACUUUCAAGCCAUGUACAUUGUGGUUAAAGUUUUAUCAAAUGAGUCAAGUGACUGGUCUACCGUGAAGCACCUGUUCAUUGCGUCUCAGAAAUGCAAGUGUCUAAUUGCUGAAAUGUUGUGCUGUAGAAAAAACUUGGAUGUUCAUUUUGAAAGUAAUGCAGCAAAGUAUGAUUGGCAUGAUAUGGAAUCCGUCAAUAUACAAAGUUCGGAAGAACUGAUUUCAUGCAGCCAGGUUAGUAUCAGGACACUGCUUCUGUUUUGGAAUUUGUGGAAGAAGAAUAUAAUUGGUCUUCUUGAAUCUCUUGAUGUCCUUGAUGUUGAAGAAUUUGGUGAAAAUAGGAAUUUUUGUGAUUUCUGCCUAAAUUACUUUGGUGCAAGGCAGCAAUUGAAUGAUCUUAAUGUUACAUAUGUUCUGUUGCAUCCAGCAGCCGAAUGGGUUAAAAAAAUUAACCCAAGUUUCAUUAGACGGAGCAAAAAGAUGGUAUUUAUUGAUUCCCGGCAUUUUAUUUAUGCCGCUCGAAAUCACUGGCAUUCAGAAUUACUCCUUGUAGGUUUGAAAGUUCUGGAAACUCUGGAAUCCCUCUAUAAGUUGACUGCAACUUCAAUGACUCUAUUCCAGCAAAGCAUAUGCCUUCUAAAUAUAUAUGAGAUUGCAAAAUUUUUGAACGAGUCCAAACACCUUGAUUCUAAGAGUUUUGAGUGGAGAAUACGGAACUUUUUGAUGCAGUCCUUCAAAUAUUUUGACAAUGUUUUCCCCCUCGACCCCCGGCAGUCAAUGGUUGAGAAUAUGAUUUCUCUAAGGAGAACAGAGCUUUCCAGUGACUUGCUCCAAGAAUUCAUCCUUCAAGAUACUAACAGCAAAGGUCUUUUGAGCUAUGGACAAAUUGGAAGGACGGUCAUGAUAUUGCUUGCAUCUGGAGGACAUUCUGAAGAUCUAUACAAGAAAAUUGUUGGAAGAAUUCCAACAGAACCAUGGAAAUCAUUCAUGGAAAUUCUCGGCUGCAAGAAAUCAACAGAACGCACGGAAGAAUCUGUGUCUGUCAAUGCCAUUUGUGAAGGCAAAACUUUGGAGUCUCAUGAAGCUUUUUCAUCAAGCAAUAGUGAUCUUGAGUGCUCUCAAAAGUCUUUAAAUAACCCAAGUGAAGUUCUGGAGCUUGUAUUUGUUCAGAAAUUUAAUGAAGCUUUACAAGAUACCUUCAAUGCAAAUUGGAUCAGACUAAAUGACUACAUAUCCCCGGGUUGUUUCCUGUAUCUUGUUGAGCGCUUUUUGAUCUUGGUGUCGCAGCGCCGGGGAUCCUUUUUCACCACAAGAUCUUCAUUGGUGGAAUGGCUUAUUUCUGAACAAUCUGAGGUCUUACCCACUUCCAGGCUUGCAAUCAACUCGCAGUCUUUGGAAAAUUUUUAUCAUUCCAUUCUUUUGAUGGUGAAACAAUUCAUUUUCGAUAAAGUUGGUACUGUUGAAUGGAUUUCGCGAUCGAAGAUUAGCUUUAAUGCAUACUAUAAGCUAUUUGUUUUGAGAUUGGUUGUUAUCCUGUGCUUACUGUGUGUGAACUGUGGCAAGUACUAUGAUGUUCUUUUCCAAGUGCUCAGUAACAAUGAUGUUAGGAACCAGCUUCCAAAGUACUUCUAUGGCGUUCUUCGACAAGGAAUGAAGCGCAAUUACUUUCAGACAAGUGAAAUUGGAGAAGCUUUUCGAAAUGCUAGUGAUCCUCUUUUGUUUGUCAGUCUGGGUGAGAAUGAUACCAGGAAGUAUUCUAAUGUCAUUCCAGUGCAGCUGGGAACAAACUGCAAUAGAGAAGACAUUAUUGACUCCCUGUUUCCGGCAAGAAUUGGGUUGCAAACUCCUAAUACCACUGUUCCAAAAGUCAUGACUAAUCCUUUCACUACUCCCUCGAAUUAUGGUAAUCAACCAAAGAGUUUGAUAAUGCCAUUUUCUGAAGUCACUCCUCUGUCUGAGCAGAUUCUACAAAUGAAUUGGGCCCUAUUUCACGAAAUAUCUGAUUUUUUGAAGCUCAUUAGCAGUGAAAAUGAUGGAACUUUUGCAAAUAUAUCAGUUGUUGCUCAGAAGGUGAAGGAGGAAAUAAAUACGCAUAUCAAAUUCUUGACUGCUGCAAUUACUCUGCCUGCGGUGAAGAAGCCUUACGCUGGUGAAGACAUGAUUAAGGAACUGCACAUUAUGCUUCAGGAGCUGAAACAGCUCCAUUCAUUGCUGGAAACGAGUGAUUCAGAAGUAGCAAGCGCUGAGCAACUAUUGAAGAGCUUGCUGUCAAGGAAGCCCAAGCUUGAAACUUUACUGACUCAGUGCAUUGUACCCAAGGAUAACAAUGAGAACGUCACACUAGAGAAUGAUUGUGAGGAAAAAGGCAACACAGAGUGCGGUGAAGUUGAGAAGAUUGAGUUGCCGUCUGCCACCACCAAUGUUGAAAGCAAUAAUCAGGUUGCUGAAAGGAAGCAGACAGGGAAAGGGAAUAAGUCCAGGAAACCCAAAAAGGGAAAAGGAAAAAAGAAGUGAAAACUAGCAUGCAACAUUAUCAUAGAAAGGAUAGCUUCAGGGCCCUCAGUUUUACGAUUUUCAAUACUUUUUGUACAAUCUACGUGCUGUGAAUGUAAAGGAAGGUGAAGUGAAUUCUUUUAUAUCCUUUUCUGGUGUGAAAAAUGGAACAGUAUUAGAAACUGUA